GAUGGUGCACAGUUUGCACACGAGCGGGGCCAAUGCCAUCUGGGAGCACCAGCUGCUGGAGCCAGGCAAGGCAGCUGGACGACGCAAACCCAGCGCUCGUGACAGCCUCCACCCAGUGAAGUCCGAGUUCAUACGUGCCAAGCACCAGAAUCUAGCCUUCGUGCACCGGGUGGCCAAGGAAGGGGAGCAGCCGACGCAGGAGGACCUCAGCAAGCAACUGCACGCGAGUGUGCGUACUGCCAACCUGGAGACCAGCCUGCGCCUGCUGGCCCAGGGGGCUUUGCCAUCCCACCUGCACCCUGACAAAGGCAGCACGGCCCUACAUGUGGCAGCACGCAGCGGCCAGGCAUGCCAGGUGGAGCUCCUGCUGGUGUACGGGGCUGACCCAACUGCGAAGGACUCGCAAGGCAUGACUCCUGCUGACUGUGCCAGGGAUGCUGGUUACCUGGACCUUGAGGCACGUCUCAUUGAAAGCCAGUAUGAGGUCACCGACAGGCUGGCCCAUCACCUGAGUGGGCGCAACCCAGAGCACCACCUGGGCCAGCACUUCAUCUUGCCUGAGAUGGCUGACUGCCUGGACUUGUCGGCACAUGCGAGGGCGGCCAAGCAGAAGCUCCAAUCGUUGCCCGAACGGCUGUUUGUGGAGCUGGCACGAGACCUGUAUGACGAGGUAGACCGGCGGGAGUGUGAGGCUGUGUGGCUGGGGGCCAACCUGGACCGACAAGCUGUGCCUUUUCUGCCCGUCAGUCCCGAGCUAUCCUCCACCAGAAAUCAGGCUCGCCAGAAGCUUGCUCGACUGACAGCUCGGGAAUUUGCCACCUUGCUCAUUGAUGUCCUAUCGGAGGCCAAGCGACGACACUUGGGGACCAAGCAGCCCGUCUCGGAGGACCAACGGCUGAGUGACGAUGAACCGCUGUACGACAGUGUUGCAUCCGAUGAAGACAACCACAUUAGCAGGCAGCUGUGGCAGCGCAUGAAUGAUCUGCAGCGGGAACAUGCGGCUAUGCGGCUAGAUCUGGAGGCCAUGCAGGCCACACUGGUGCAGGCCCGUCAUUCAAAUCGAGGUACGUCAUCUCCUCAGGCACAACGCAGCCCAAGGCCCCAGUCAAUGUGUGAAUGGCGCCACCUGGCUGGAGCCACAUCGAGGACAGGUGUCCAUGAAAUUCGAAAUCGACACGGAGGAGCCAGUCCUUCACGUGGCGAACAUGAAGACAAUGGAACAUAUUGCUCUCUGCCAACAUAUCAGGAGGUGCUGGCUCAGACAGAGCACAUCACGCGCUGCAUCCACAAGUUACUGGCAUGUGCACAAGAUGGAAACCGAGAUGCAUUUCUACCUUGCACACAGAACAUUUUGCAGGCAGUGUUGGGCAUGAGCACUCUCUUUGGUGGACAGCCUACAGGCACAGUAAGCAGUGCUCUAGCACGUCUGGUGGGCAGUGCACACCAGCUGCAGUGGUGGGCAUCCAGUGGCCUCGAAGGGUGCCAGCUCAUCCAGGGGGCCUACGAGGUGGCCAAGGGGGCCAAGGAGCUCGUCCAGGCGUAUCCUGCUUCACCUGCAUGUGCUCAAUAAAGUUUUGUUUGAAGAGCAAA
This is a messenger RNA of Rhipicephalus sanguineus (brown dog tick), 1590 nucleotides long. RefSeq names its product ARF GTPase-activating protein GIT2 (gene Git). Gene Ontology annotation, biological process: regulation of ARF protein signal transduction; brain development. The record is from RefSeq and is a predicted model, not a curated record. Gene Ontology annotation, molecular function: protein binding; GTPase activator activity. The coding region runs from base 2 to 1570 and encodes 522 amino acids. Lineage: Eukaryota; Metazoa; Arthropoda; Arachnida; Ixodida; Ixodidae. The transcript has 15 exons.